UCCUCUUGGCUGAGAGACUGUGCUUGGUGGCAGACUGCAACGUUGCAGGACUAUGUGAGUUUAGAGGAAUCGUGCACGAGCAAAGGGGGCAGCACUUCUUGAACUCCCACCCUAAAAAAAAAAAAAAAAAGUUUGUCCUGAGUGGGUGCGACAGGUAUGUAGCGGAGGCGCAGAUACGCUGGACUGUUAAAGCCGAGCUGACCGCUGACACUGAGGAUUGUCUGUCGAACUCUACAGGACGGGGAUAUAUAAAGCAGACCUCUGCGACUGGACGCUGCGGUUCGUACCUGUUCUGGAGUCGGCACUUGUGUUGCCACGUUGGGGGGUUAGCGGGCCACAAGGCUUCUUCGGUUUUCUUCGAGGUGUUACUCCCGCCAAGAUGCCCCGGUCUUUCCUCGUGAAGAAGUACUUCGCCACGAAAAAACCGAAUUACAGCGAACUGGAAAGCCAAGCAGUUGUCCUAUCCCCACUACAGCCGUCAGCUCUCAAAGAGACAGAGAUUACAGCUGGUUGCCCACCAGUUAUUGUGUGGGACGUAGGGGUACUCCCAGCUCUCUACAAUGCUGAAGCAAGUCCGUCUUUGGAGAGUCCCACCCCACUUGAUCUGAGUUCCUUAUCCAGCAGUGAGGAAGAUGAGUGUCGGACCUCUGAUCCACCUAGUCCUGCUGAAGCGGACCUCUUUCAGUGCCUUGAAUGCCAUAAAUCUUACAGCAGCCCUGCUGGGUUAUCUCGCCAUCAGGUGUCGCACUGCCGCGGUGCUUCCUCUAGGCUGGUGGGCCGAGCCUUCCGCUGCAAGCACUGUCCCAAGGAGUAUGGCAGUCUGGGAGCCUUGAAGAUGCACAUACGGUCCCACACCCUGCCCUGUGUCUGUCCAACUUGUGGGAAGGCCUUCUCUCGGCCCUGGCUGCUUCAGGGACACAUCCGAACACACACUGGAGAGAGGCCCUUUUCCUGCCAACACUGUAGCCGGGCAUUUGCUGACCGAUCUAACCUGCGGGCUCACUUGCAGACUCACUCGGACAUCAAAAAGUACCAGUGUACAAAGUGCUCCCGAACCUUCAGCCGCAUGUCCCUUUUGCACAAGCACACAGAGAUGGGCAGCUGUGGCUCCUCCUGAGAUGCUAAUUUGUCAACUCCUUUUCGGACUUGGGGGUGGGGAAGUAAGGGGGCUGUGACAGUGGGACACAUGCGCAUUGAGUCAAGGUCAUCAACACUUUUAAGUUGUCUCUGCCUUGCUUGUUUCCAAAGCUUGGGAGUCACCUGUUUGCAUGUCCAUUGUGAUGGACAGUGGUACUCUGUCCUGGUGGCAACUUAUUUCAUUUUCUCAGAGCUCUCCAAGAAGGACAAUGAUUGCCCUUGGCCUGUUCCUGUUGACCAUCUGUACAAGCCCUGCUCACUAGGAGAGUGAUCUACCCUUUGCCUUCACUGGAUGCUGAACUGCAGAGUAAAAGAGACAAGUCUGUUCAUUCAGGUUUUAAUUUUUAAGGGAUUUGUUUCAAGCCAUAUACUGUACAUCACAAACAUGCAUAUGCGCGCACACACACACAUACACAGACAGAGUGGUCCAACAAAGAAACAGGUGUCAGGCCGAAGCAGCGGCCGUGUUGGAACAGCUGAGAGCGUUAGUUUCUCGGCCUGGGUGUUGACAGGUGCAGAUACUAGUCUUAACACAAGGCUGUUGACAGUUGUGUUCCUGCAGGGUGCUGUGGCAAAAAGUAAACUGACGUGCUUCAAUGCGGAUGGGUUCAAUAGUGUGCUUUUCCUCAAGUGUCACCUCAUUUGUAAUGGCUAGUUCUGCAUAACCUUUUAACUGGGGAAGCUUUCCCCAGAUAUGCCAAAAAUGAUGAAUAGCCCAGGAUCAUCGUCCUCCUCGUACAAAUGUCUGUAGACCUGCAGUAAAAUCCUUGUAUGGGAGAGUUGAACAUUUCUUGCCUCUCCAUUUCAUCAGUUUGUUUGUUUAUUUUUGAGAAGAGCCUUGAGCAAAUGUCAUUAGUUUGUUCUUUGCUGACCGUACUGGAUGUCUGCGUCCUGCAUCUGGAGAUUUACUGUAUUUUGGCCUUGGGUUUCUGUUGCUGACCAGAAGUCUUUUGAGAACUAUUUACAUUUUAGACUUGGCUUUCUUAUGUCAAAUGAUGGGCUCACAAUUUUAUUUUAUUUUUAUUAUUUUUUUUUUUUUAAAUUA
Molecule: messenger RNA, 2182 nt
Organism: Erpetoichthys calabaricus (reedfish)
Lineage: Eukaryota; Metazoa; Chordata; Cladistia; Polypteriformes; Polypteridae
Gene: snai1b
Product: snail family zinc finger 1b
Exons: 3
Coding region: 380-1117 (245 amino acids)
Biological process (GO): regulation of DNA-templated transcription
Molecular function (GO): RNA polymerase II cis-regulatory region sequence-specific DNA binding; DNA-binding transcription factor activity, RNA polymerase II-specific
Source: RefSeq, a predicted model, not a curated record